Molecule: messenger RNA, 756 nt
Organism: Nicotiana tabacum (common tobacco)
Lineage: Eukaryota; Viridiplantae; Streptophyta; Magnoliopsida; Solanales; Solanaceae
Product: kirola-like
Biological process (GO): defense response
Source: RefSeq, a predicted model, not a curated record
ACUAUCUGUUACUAUUCCGAAGAAGAAAAUAUGGGUUUGAAAGGCAAGUUGGUAGUUUCAGUGGAGGUGAAAUGUGGAGGUUACUUGUUUCAUGACCUUUAUCAAACUAAACCGCAUCAUCUAUCCAACAUAAGCCCUGAUAAGGUCACAGGUUUUGAUCUUCAUGAAGGUGGGAUUUGCGAGGUUGGUUCUGUAGUUACCUGGAAAUAUAAGGAUGAUGGAAAUGAGAAGAUUGCUAAGUGUGUCAUUGACGAAGUCAUUGAUGAUGAAAAGAAAUCAAUCACAUGGAAAGUGAUAGGAGGAGAUCUCUUGGAAGCGUAUAACACUUUCACUGUUAACAUUUCAUGCGAUCAACAUUGGAUUACAUGGACACUUGUGUAUGAGAAGAAGACUGAAGACACCCCCGAGCCUCUAACUUUCUUUGGAUAUGUCACUGAUCUAACUAAAGAUAUAGAGGCUCACCAUGUCGAGAAAUAGAAGAAUACGCGCUAUUUGAUAUGGCUGAUCAAAAUAUGUGUGUUUGUGAUAUGAGUAUUGGACAAUAUUGGCUAGUAAUUGAAUGUGAAAUAAAUAAUAAUGGUGUGUUGAAAAAUAAUAAUGUCCAAAUGUCAAUCUAUUAUAAGAUGUUAAUUAAUACAAUAUGUUUGUUCAGUGUGCCGUGUAUGAUAAUGCUGUGUUGGACAAUAUUAGCUAGUCCUAGAAUAUAGACUAAAUAAUAAUGUUGUGUUGAAAAAUAAAUCGCUCUACUUAUGUUUC